Biomphalaria glabrata is the source of this 2865-nucleotide messenger RNA. Its product is annotated as zinc finger protein 271-like. The coding region runs from base 425 to 2485 and encodes 686 amino acids. Gene Ontology annotation, cellular component: nucleus. Gene Ontology annotation, biological process: regulation of transcription by RNA polymerase II. Gene Ontology annotation, molecular function: RNA polymerase II cis-regulatory region sequence-specific DNA binding; DNA-binding transcription activator activity, RNA polymerase II-specific. The record is from RefSeq and is a predicted model, not a curated record. The transcript is spliced from 4 exons. Lineage: Eukaryota; Metazoa; Mollusca; Gastropoda; Planorbidae.
CGCCCCUGAGCAUGAUCAAAACAAAAGACUAGUUUCGUCAUAGCUUUCAAAAAAAAGGCUCUUUUAACAAAUAUUGUGGGAUGUUCGCAAAUAUCAGGAAAAAAAAAGGGGCUGUUCAAAACACGAAAAGCUAGACUUCUAGUAGAGUCAAGAUAGGCGGAAGUGAAAAAAGAGAGAUAAUUUAGUGAUCGCCUUUUCUGUUGUUGUUUUUUCACUCUGGCUGCUCAUGCACUUUGAAAUUUACUUAAUUUAGAUCUGAUCUGUUAUUGACUACUUUAGACAAUGGCCUAUUUAAUGCAUCUAUAAUCUAUAUGACUAUCUUAUAUAAUACAUACGUCCAGAAUCUAUUCGGUAAUUUAUCAGAUCUAGGACUAGGGAGGACAAUUAGAUUAAUGAGCAGACAUUGAGAUCCACUAAAAGUUCCAUGAUGGCUGAUACAAGUCAUGACGCUACUCUUGCUCUGAGCUAUUCAUUAAAACAAAUGAAAGAUGAAAUGGAUGAAACAAAUUUGUUUGCACAGCAAUCUGAAGAACAAGACUUUAAGGUGUCAAACAUAGAAAUAGAGAAGGUUGAAGAAGAAAAAUCAGACCUGUGUAGGCAGCAAUCAGAAAGCUGUCCCUGUGCUCAAACCUCAGAUUCAAACUUCGGGCAUCAGGAAAGUACUGUAAAGCAAGAAAUUGAAAUGGAUGAUUUUACUACAACUAGUAAUAAGCCAUGGACCUUUGCUCCACAACUACAGGAAGUGUCAAUGAAGGCAGACAACAGUCUUUGUCCUGUACCUAUCAUAAUGCCUGGACAUGCCACUGUCACCGAAGUGUCUGUGAGUCAGAUACAGGAAAUCCAAUCAAAAAGAGAAAUGGAUUCAGAAAGUUGUGCAUUUUCGACAAUCAAAAAGGAGGACAAGAAACAAAACCAUCCCAACGAGGCUAUUUUAGGCGAAGAAAUCCAUCUUUCAUCUUGUUCUCAAAAAGAAAAUCCCCAGUGUAAAAUAUGUCUAAAAGAAUACUCUGACUCUUCAUGUUUAAAACAACACCAGAGAAUUCAUACUGGGGAAAAAUGUUUCCAAUGUCCAACAUGUCUAAAAGAAUUUUCUCAGUCUUCUAAUUUAAAAAAGCAUCAGCUAAUUCAUACUGGUGGAAAACCUUUCAAAUGUAAAAUAUGUCUUAAAAUAUUUUCUCAGUCUCGAAUUUUAAAAAAGCACCAACUAAUUCAUACUGGUGAAAAACCUUUCAAAUGUCAAAUAUGUCCUAAAGAAUUUUCUCAGGCUUGUAAUUUAAAAGAACACGAGAGAAUUCAUACUGGUGAAAAACCUUUUAAAUGUCAAAUAUGUUUAAAAGAAUUUUCUCACUCUCAAAAUUUAAAAAAGCAUCAGCUAAUUCAUACUGGUGAAAAACCUUUCAAAUGUCAAAUAUGUCCUAAAGAAUAUUUUCAUUCUCAAAAUUUAAAAGAGCACCAGCUAAUUCAUUCUGGUGAGAACAAAUGUCAUAUAUGUCUAAAAGAAUUUUCUAAGUCUUAUCAAUUAAAAGAACACCAGAGAAUUCAUACUGGUGAAAAACCUUUUAAAUGUCAAAUAUGUUCUAAAGAAUUUUCUCACUCUCAAAAUUUAAAAAAGCAUCAGCUAAUUCAUACUGGUGAAAAAACUUUGAAAUGUCAGAUAUGUCCUAAAGAAUAUUUUCAUUCUCAAAAUUUAAAAGAACACCAGCUAGUUCAUACUGGUGAAAAACCUUUCAAAUGUCAAAUAUGUCUAAAAGAAUUUUCAAAGUCUUAUUAUUUAAAAAAACACAAGAGAAUUCAUACUGGUGAAAAACCUUUUAAAUGUCAAAUAUGUCUAAAAGAAUUUUCUCACUCUCAAAAUUUUAAAAAGCAUCAGCGAGUUCAUACUGGUGAAAAACCUUUCAAAUGUCAAAUAUGUUCUAAAGAAUUUUCUCAGUCUACAACUUUAAAUAAGCAUCAGCUAAUUCAUACUGGUGAAAAACCUUUCAAAUGUCAAAUAUGUCCUAAAGAAUUUUCUCAGUCUCAUAAUUUAAAAGAACACCUGUUAAUUCAUACUGGUGAAAAAACUUUCAAAUGUCAAAUAUGUCUUAAAGAAUUUGCUCAAUCUCGAAAUUUAAACAAGCACCAGCGAUUACAUACUGGUGAAAAACCUUUUAAAUGUCAAAUAUGUCUAAAGGAAUUUUCUCAGGCUUGUAAUUUAAAAGAACACCAGCUUAUUCAUACUGGUGAAAAAACUUUCAAAUGUCAGAUAUGUCUUAAAGAAUUUUUUCAGUCCAAAAAUUUAAAAGAACACCAGCUAAUUCAUACAAAUGAAAAACCUUUUAAAUGUCAGAUUUGUCUAAAAGAAUUUUCUCAGUCUAAAUAUUUAAAAAAGCAUGAGCGAGUUCAUACUAGUGAAAAACCUUUCAAAUGUCAAGUAUGUCUAAAAGAAUUUCUUCAGUCGUAUUAUUUAAAAAAGCAUCAGCGAAUUCAUACUGAUGAGAAAUCCUAGUCAAGGUCCAAUCAAUUAAAUAGAUCUUCUGUUUCUGAUUGAAUUAAUCAUUAAUUAAUUUAUGCUGUUGAAUAAUUAUGUCUAUAAGAAUUACUAGUGAUACACAGUAUGUCAGAAGUGAAUUUUCUAGAUGUUUAGAUAUAAUUAAAAAAAAAAAAGGUGUCAGCUGUCAUCAACAGCAGGAAAAUAGAAUAAUUGGCAACACAGUAUAGGAGUCAAUUUUUUUACUACUUUAAAUUUGUCAUGCAGGGAUGUCUGGCUUUGCGAGUAAAAUCUUUUCUAACUGCAGUAGUGGUGUUGCAAUUUUCAUUGGGGCCCACAUAAGAGUUUAAAAAAAAAACAAGGUGUUGACUUUAAGAAUAAAUAUGUUUAUAACAUUU